AUGGAGACACCCCCCAUAGACAACCUUUUCCACAGCCCCUUCUCGGAGCAGCCCCAGUCUGAGGCCAGCUGGUGGGGGGCAAUGGAGACCGGGAAGCAACCAGGAGACCAAGGUCACCCUGUCCUGCCUCCUCCUCGCCGCCCCCUCCCCAGCCCCGCCGGCCCCGGGCCCCCCGCUUCUGCCUGCGCUGUGACCCCCCCAGCCGCCGGCACGGCCCCGCCCCCGCUGCCCCGGUGGUGGCCCACGGCCCCCCGGCUGCCCGUGGUCAAACUGGAGUCACUGAAGCGCUGGAACGAAGAGCGGGGCCUCUGGUGCGAGAAGGGGGUGCAGGUGCUGCUGACGACGGUGGGCGCCUUCGCCGCCUUCGGCCUCAUGACCAUCGCCAUCAGCACCGACUACUGGCUCUACACGCGCGCCCUCAUCUGCAACACCACCAACCUCACGGCCGGCGACGACGGGACCCCCCACCGCGGGGGCGGCGGUGCCUCGGAGAAGAAGGACCCCGGCGGCCUCACGCACUCGGGCCUCUGGAGGAUCUGCUGCCUGGAAGGGUUGAAAAGAGGCGUCUGCGUGAAGAUCAAUCAUUUCCCGGAGGACACGGACUACGACCACGACAGCGCGGAGUAUCUACUCCGAGUUGUCCGGGCCUCCAGCAUCUUCCCCAUCCUUAGCGCCAUCCUGCUGCUGCUUGGGGGCGUGUGCGUGGCGGCCUCCCGCGUCUACAAGUCCAAGAGGAACAUCAUUCUGGGCGCAGGAAUCCUGUUCGUGGCAGCAGGCCUGAGCAACAUCAUCGGCGUGAUCGUGUACAUCUCGGCCAACGCCGGCGAGCCGGGCCCGAAGCGGGACGAGGAGAAGAAAAACCACUACUCGUACGGCUGGUCCUUCUACUUCGGCGGGCUGUCGUUCAUCCUGGCCGAGGUGAUCGGCGUGCUGGCCGUCAACAUCUACAUCGAGCGCAGCCGCGAGGCGCACUGCCAGUCUCGCUCGGACCUGCUCAAGGCCGGCGGGGGCGCGGGCGGCAGUGGCGGGAGCGGCCCCUCGGCCAUCCUCCGUCUGCCCAGUUACCGCUUCCGCUACCGCCGCCGCUCCCGCUCUAGCUCCCGCUCCAGCGAGCCGUCGCCGUCGCGGGACGCGUCUCCCGGCGGCCCCGGGGGCCCGGGCUUCGCCUCCACGGACAUCUCCAUGUACACGCUCAGCCGCGACCCCUCCAAGGGCAGCGUGGCCGCGGGGCUGGCGGGGGCCGGCGGCGGCGGCGGCGCCGCCGUGGGGGCGUUCGGCGGCGCGGCCGGGGGCGGCGGCGGAGGCGGCGGCGGGGCGGGCGCCGAGCGGGACCGCGGGGGGGCGUCCGGCUUCCUCACGCUGCACAACGCCUUCCCCAAGGAGGCGGGCGGCGGCGUCACGGUCACGGUCACCGGGCCGCCCGCCGCGCCCGCGCCCGCGCCACCCGCGCCCGCUGCACCCGCCCCCGGGACCCUGGCCAAGGAGGCCGCCGCCUCCAACACCAACACGCUCAACAGGAAAACCACGCCUGUGUAGGGCGCGGCGGGGGAGCCGAGGGGCGUGUCCGGGGCGCGUGCGCGGGCGCGCGUGCAUCGAGGCUGCCGGGGUCGGGGGGCGCCCCCGCUUUCCCCCGUGAGCGCGCUGGAGACUGCUGGGCCCGCCCCCCGCCCACCCUCCCCGCCCUCCUCCCCCUCCGAAGCAGGGACCCCUAGGGAGGGGGCAGGGGAGGGAGGGGGCUGCUGUGAGGGAGCGUCGUGUUUUAUUUUUUUGUGGGCUCUAUGGGGAGGGGGGAGGGCCAUGGUGUUUUUUGCAGUUUCGAGAUGUUUUCUUUUUCACGUUUUGCUGUGUGCAUGGGGUGGCGGGGCGCGGGGAGGGGAGGGAGGGACUCCCAGCCCAGCCCAGCCCAACUCCUGGAGAGGAGCCCAUAAUACACAAAUACAUAGUUACACCCACAAACUAUAUAUAUGCCCUAUAUAAAGAGACACAGCUAAGGGACGCAGAAAGGCAGAAAGAAGGGUUGGACGCGGGCAUUCAUUCAUUUUUUUCAUUCAUUAUUCCACAAAGGCUUAUUAAGCACCUACUGUGUACCAGGCACAGGUAUGUAAGAAGGCAUUGGAGCAGGGGACACGAACGAGGCACAGAAAGGGCCUCCUCGUUCAUUCAUUACAGGCAAUUUAUUUGUGCGCCUUAAAAAGCUAGGCAUUGUGCUCCGUGCUCAGCGUGCAGGAGGCAGGAAAACAGCCAGGGGUCCCGACAUCUCAUAGAGUAAACAUCUUGUGCAUGAGACAGGCAUUAAUCGAUCAUGUACAUACACAAUAAAUUACAGUUAGGCUAUAGGAGAAAUGAGAUGCUAUGAAAUGCUCUAUCAACGGAGCCUAACCCAGUUGUGAGGAAGAGAUUUCAGUGGACAGUGAAAGGAUGAGAAGAAGCCAGCAGGGUGGAGCUGGGGUGGAGUGUGGCAGGCAGAGCAGCACUUGCAAAGGCCCGGGGGCAGGAAGGAGCUUGCAGCGAGGGCUGAAGGGUAGUGAGGCAGGUGAGCAGGGACCAAGGUGAGGCUGGAGACACAGACAGGGCCAGAUUGUGCAGGUACUCAUAGGCCAGGAGUUUAGAUUUUAUUCUAGGGAUGGUGAGGGCCAUGGAAUGGGUUUAAGCAGGACCCUAACGUGAAUGGCGUACAAAGGGAAGACAGGAACUCGGAGACAAGAGUAAGAGGUGGAGAUAUGCUGAAAUACAGCAUAAAACAUGGGCACUGGCCCUUGGAGCUCACACUCUUGUGGGAGGAAGCACAUAAUUACACAAAUAGUGAAGCAUAGACAUGGUGUCUGGUGUGCAGGAGAAGCCCUGGGGCUUACAGACUCAUGUGUCUGUCACUCAUUCAUUCAGCCACUCGCCCGUUGCCAUUUUUGGCCAUCUGCUAAGGUACCCAGGGGUGAAACAGACUCUAGCCCUGCUCUCAAGCAGUUUAUUGUCAUCAAACACCGCCAUCCAGGCAGGGCAAUUGGUGCUGGAAUGGGAACCACAGUGGGUACCGUGGCACACAGUGGACAGAGUGACCAACUGCCAGGAGUGGGCAGCACUCGGAGGAGGCUUUGUGGAAAAUAUGAUGCCCAUUCUGGGUCUUAAAGAGAUGAGUGGGCAUCUUCCGGGUGAUGAAGGGCGUGAAAAAGGCUUGUGGGGCCAAAGAACAACUUGGGUAAAAACCGGGGGAAGCGAACAA
Molecule: messenger RNA, 3217 nt
Organism: Macaca mulatta (Rhesus monkey)
Lineage: Eukaryota; Metazoa; Chordata; Mammalia; Primates; Cercopithecidae
Source: RefSeq, a predicted model, not a curated record